UUGUGAAGUGUGUCAACUUGACUCGGGCCGUGUCGUUCCGGCUUUUUCAUUCAAUAAUUGGCAGUGAUUCAUCGUUUUUUGAAAAGCGACACAAGCGACAUCUGCUGGGCAUGAGGGAUUUGUGGUGAAAUUUCGUUUGAAUUGAAUUCACCUCGCCUUGGCAACGAUUUACUGUUGAAAUAAACAACUUUUGAAGGGCCUGAAAAUAAUAAAUCGUGAAAAUGUAUUCAAAUAAAUCGAGUUACAAGACUCUUGAUCUCCCGAAUGAGCUUUCUUUGCAGAAUUUCGAGCCUCAUAGAGCUAGGAAUGAUGAAAAAAUGAUUGCACCGAUGGAAUUGUUGGCGCAGUUUCUGUCGACGGUCAUGCAAAAGGACUACGAGAACGCUCUGGUUUUCUGUAAACUCAUUCAACAAUUCGAGCCAACCAACGCCACUGCCAAUCGUUUUUAUCCCGUUAUCAUCAAAAAAUUAAAGUCCAAGCCCGUUCCCGGAAUGGAUUCCAGUUCCGACGAGGACGAAGACGACUUUUUGGACAAUGAUGAGAAUGACGAUGCGGGUAACGAUGACUCGGGAAUCGAUAAAGAAGACAGCGAUGAAUCAGAUUCCGAUGAGGAAGAAAUUGAAAUUCCACCAAAAGCUCCAACUAAGAAGGCUUUGAACAAUUUGGAGAAGCAAAAGGAGAUUGUGAAGCAUUUGAGAUCAAAAGUUGUUCAUAAAAAUCCUUAAAAACUGAUUUGGAGAAAUUUUCAUCAGUAAAUUUUAGACUGAACCUUUUUU
Molecule: messenger RNA, 776 nt
Organism: Culicoides brevitarsis
Lineage: Eukaryota; Metazoa; Arthropoda; Insecta; Diptera; Ceratopogonidae
Product: glutamate-rich protein 2
Exons: 2
Coding region: 222-725 (167 amino acids)
Source: RefSeq, a predicted model, not a curated record